Parascedosporium putredinis is the source of this 492-nucleotide messenger RNA. The record is from the annotation of a GenBank genome assembly. Lineage: Eukaryota; Fungi; Ascomycota; Sordariomycetes; Microascales; Microascaceae.
AUGGCGUGCCAUCUUGGACCGCUCCAUCCCGGCCGAAGCCCCUUCUACACCCUGCCGGGCGGCGAGGUCAACUUUGCGCAGUGCUACGUCACCGAGGGGUUCCCCACGCAGCUCAACGACGGGGCCGACCUCAAGGUCUACAGCGACUUCCUCCAGAGCCCGCCGGGGCUCGUCGUGUCCAACGGCACCGUGCUCCGCUACGUCGACAUGCCGCCCGGCUCGCUGUGCCCCAUGCACGUUACUACCAGCCUGGACUACGGCAUCGUGCUCGAGGGCGAGAUCGACCUUGUCCUGGACUCGGGCGAGGAGCAGCACAUGAGCAGGGGAGACAUUUGCAUCCAGAGGGCGACGAUGCACGCGUGGAGGAACAGGAGCGACACCGAGUGGGCUCGCAUGCUGUACGUGCUCCAACCUACCCAGCCCGUCGUGCACAAGGGUAAGGAGGUCAAGGAGAACUUGGGCGAUAUGGAGGGCGUCAGGUCGUCCACUUGA